AUGACAAUGAGCAAAGAGCCCAGAUACGCAGUGUUGUCCAGUCCAUCAGCUGGGUGUGGGUCCCUGAUGUCCUUCCUGCAGCGCUUCAAUGAUAGUUACAGCAUUGAAGCACAAAAGUUCAGCAGAAAUGUCAUUACUGGUGGUCAUUACGAUGUUGACUGUCGGCUAGAGGAUGCUGAUGGUGCAGUUUUGUACAAAGAGAUGAAGAAACAGUAUGACAGUUUCACCUUCACAGCUGCUAAAAAUGGAACGUAUAAGUUCUGUUUCAGCAAUGAGUUUUCCACCUUCACACACAAAACUGUGUAUUUUGAUUUCCAGGUUGGGGAUGACCCUCCUUUGUUUCCCAAUGAAAACAGAGUCUCUGCACUGACUCAGAUGGAGUCAGCUUGUGUCACAAUGCAUGAAGCCAUGAAAUCUGUCAUCGAUUACCAAACUCAUUUCCGUCUAAGGGAAGCACAAGGCCGAAGUCGUGCUGAGGACCUCAACUCAAGAGUUGCUUUUUGGUCUAUAGGUGAAGCUCUUAUCUUGUUGGUCGUGAGUCUUGGCCAGGUGGUUCUCCUCAGGAGCUUCUUCUCAGACAAAAGAACCACUUCCACACGUGUAGGUUCAUAACAAGUAGCCAUGGCAUAAAGUCUAAGCAGUACCUGACAGUUUUCGGUUCAGUAUCUUGUGUGUUUGAAGAUUAAGUUCAAGAAAACUGUUAAGAUUAAAAUCCUUCUUGAGCUGAUUUUCUCAUCACUUUGGAUUAUUUAGCAGAUCAGAUAUUUGAAGAUAGAAUAUUAAAAGUUUACAACAACUGGAUGUCACAACAGAUAACUACACAAUGAGCUGUGUCCACUAGGGGGCAAGGCCAUUGAUAAUUAAUUUUCCUUGGUUAAAUGAUUCCCAGUUCGUGCAUCUUUUGAAAUGUGUAAUAGGUGGUACAUCUCACAUUGCUGCAAUAGAAUUGAAAAUAUAGUUCUUUUGACUUCAAAGUAUCAAAACUAACUUGAAGCCCAACUAGCUUCACUUAUCACCAUUAGUCUGUUAGGCAUCCAGGUGUUUCAAGACCUUUCUUAAACAAGCAGCAGCAAUCGCGUUGAAUUGUCACUUGUGCUUUGGUUUGUUAAAGUGAGGUAACUCUCGAAAUACUAUAGCAGUUUUUAAGCAUACUGCUGUUUGCUUUGAGAAGCAAGUUUUGUACCUUUUCCAUUGCACAAGGUUGUGCAUAAAUUACAGUAUUUCCAAACAAAUUUAGUCAGGUUACAUCUUGUAAAUGUUCUGCCUAUUUUAAAAUGCCCCUUUAAAUUGUCAUGGUUUUCUAACAGUUAUGAUUACAGUGGAAUAACCAUUUUAUAAGGUUGGUAAGGUUAGAAAAACGUGCUUUUCAAGGCAAGAUAUUGUUUUAUAAUAAAGUUUUUUUUUUGUUUUUUGUUUUGUGAAACUUUGUUUUGUGUACAUUGGUAAUCUCAAACAAAAAAAUCAAGUGUUGAGUAAAUCAAACCAGUAAGGAUUAAAAAAGGAGGAAUUUGGGGUUUUUGUAUGUGGCAGGGUGUAAAUUUCUUUCUGCUUAGGAAUGUAAUGGGGAUAACAAAUUAUCCAUAGAAUGUUUUCUCACUGAAUGGAAUUGAUUUAAAAGAAAAUCUAUAUAUUGUGUUUAGGGUCAGACCUUUAUAGAUGUUGCUUUCUUUAAGGAAAGAGCAGAAUUUUUUUUAAAAAUUGUAAUCAAUCUCCAGAUUUCAAUGAGCAGGUGCAGGGCAGUGAUAAAUCUAUCAAUUGGGAGCUUCAGUUGAUUUUGCUGAUAUUUUGUGCUUAAAAAUUGUAGGUUUAAUGCUGCCCACCUAAGAAUUUGAUGAUUUUUCUUAUGCCAUCUCCCUGUAUUUAACAUUAAUUGCCCAUUUAAAUAAUCAGAAGUUUGGUUGUGCGCAGUUUUAAGUACCCACACCACUGAGUGUACACUGAUGGAUGUUUGUAUGUAAGCUUACUUCUUGGCAUAAAACCGAUUGUGAUAUUCCAUCUGAGAAUUACAAGUCUGAUGAGUAAUAAUAGAAUAGUAACUAUUGAAAUAUGUACUUGGGAUAAGUUCUUGUGUUUAAAACUUUCAUUUAAUUAAAAAUGUUCACAUUGCACUGUAAA
Messenger RNA from Rhincodon typus (whale shark), 2115 nucleotides. RefSeq names its product transmembrane p24 trafficking protein 7 (gene tmed7). Gene Ontology annotation, biological process: intracellular protein transport; endoplasmic reticulum to Golgi vesicle-mediated transport; Golgi organization. The record is from RefSeq and is a predicted model, not a curated record. The coding region runs from base 1 to 612 and encodes 203 amino acids. Gene Ontology annotation, cellular component: endoplasmic reticulum; endoplasmic reticulum-Golgi intermediate compartment; Golgi apparatus. The transcript has 3 exons. NCBI's taxonomy places the organism in Eukaryota, Metazoa, Chordata, Chondrichthyes, Orectolobiformes, Rhincodontidae.